Trypanosoma conorhini is the source of this 855-nucleotide messenger RNA. Its product is annotated as cyclophilin. NCBI's taxonomy places the organism in Eukaryota, Euglenozoa, Kinetoplastea, Trypanosomatida, Trypanosomatidae. The transcript has a single exon. Gene Ontology annotation, biological process: protein peptidyl-prolyl isomerization. Gene Ontology annotation, molecular function: peptidyl-prolyl cis-trans isomerase activity. Bases 1 to 855 code for a protein of 284 amino acids. The record is from RefSeq and is a predicted model, not a curated record.
AUGUUUCUAUUUUUAUUUUUGCCAUUCCUCCGCCGCCCCCUCUUCUUUGCCUACUUGGGGAGCUCUAGUGAGAUGCCGUGGAGAAAGCUGGACGCCGGAAAGCAGCCCCGCAAGGAAAAGGCUGAGCUUCCCCUUGCGCGUACCGACGCCGAAGACGAGGCGUCUCUGGCGAAUAAGCGGUACCAGGACGUGGAGGAGCGUCGGUUAAAGGAAUGGGAAAACUACCAGCGCAGCCAUCGCUCGACCGAGGAGCAGCAAUCAUCUCGCGCAUUCCUUGACAUAUCCAUUGGUGAUGUCCUGGCCGGUCGACUAGUUUUGGAGCUCUUUGAGGAUACGGCCCCUAACACGGUGCACAACUUCCGAGCACUAAUUACGGGCUCCUGCGGCGUGGACCCCACCACCGGCGUCAGACUCGACUACCUGGACACGCCGGUGCACGGCGUGGAUCAUGCAAAAAAGCUCAUUCUCCUCGGUGAGUUGGAAUCCCUUAACGUCUCCUCCACCGGCAGCCCUCUUCAGGACGAGGGGUACCGCAAACGCCACUCUGAGCGGGGGCUGCUUACCAUGAUUACCGACGGCCCGCACACAAGCGGCUCUGUUUUCGGUAUCACCUUGGGUCCCUCUCCCUCUCUUGAUUUUAAACAAGUUGUCUUUGGGAGGGCCGUUGACGAUCUCACGCUGCUGGACAAGCUCGAGAGCCUUCCGCUCGAUGCUAUUGGCCGACCUCUUGUGCCAGCUGUCGUCACUUUUUGCGGCGCAUUGACGGGUCCCAAGCCGUCCGGUGCCCCCACCUCCAUGCGGGAGACCAAUGGGAUCACAACUGGCGGAAACACCGUUGAAGGCGCAGAAGCUUGA